AAGAUCCUUUCGCUAUCGAUGUUAAUGUUUACAUUGAAAGUACCCUUUGGGUAAGUGAAACCGAGUGUGGUUGAACCAAAUCGUAUAAAGACUAUAAAUCAGUCUCGAUUUUGGUUAGUUCAUCAUCAGAUUUUAGUGAAUUUACAUCAAGUGGAUUAACAUUUGAACAUUGAUCAACAUCAAACAUCAUCUAAAUAACCGAAAUGUCUUAUUCGAGUCCAAAAAUUAUUGCUAAAAUUUUAGCCAAUAUUGCAUCUUUCGCCGCAUUGUGUUUUAUUGUUUCAUUGGUUGGACUAUCUGGAACUGAUGCUAGCCAGGAUUCGGUUAAAGCUUCAUCGGCCAAUUUAACAGCUUAUAAUACGCCUUAUGCUUUCUAUGACUAUGAAAGAGAUCCUCGUCGUUGGUUUGGUAACGGUCAAUAUGCUCCUGGUGCCUCAUAUGCUGGCCCAUUGGCUCAAUUUCCUGGUGGAUUGGAAGCCAUUGCUAUUGGUCUUAUGAUGGCUGUUGGUGCUGGUUUCAUUGUUAUUCCUUUAAUGAUCAUCCUUUACAUGAUCUUCAUUCAACCCAAUGGUAAUCCAAAUCUCAAUGGUGGAUUCAAUUUCAUUCAACACCCAGCAACAACCACGAUCGGAGGACGUAAACGACGAGAAGCAUCUAAAAAUGAUCAUCUCGGUCUGCCAGAAAUGGUGAGUCCAGUUAUCCAGGAGAAAGUCAUGUCUUUUUUCAAGAAAUUUGCUGAUGCUCCAGCUCGAAUGGAAUACCUUAAGAAUAUUCUUAAACCUUAGAGUGAUUUAUUUUAUUAAUCAAUACUAUGAAAGAAAGGCUGAGCAGAGCUAAGUCGGAAUAUUUUUUACUGAUGACUAUUAAAAACCACCGCAUUCUGGAGCAGUAAUAAUUUUUUACAUAAUUUUUAAUUUUUUUGAAUAGUUUAAUGUAGAUAUAAUUUUUGAAAUCAAUAAAUAUUUUAAUUCAAUAUUUCGAUUAAUGUCGGUUUCUGUAUUGCAUUAUUUUAACUGCCUGAUAGUUGAGCAAGUUUAUUAAAAAUCAGCAAUUCUUGAAUCCGCAAACCUCACUCUAAUUUUGAAACUUGCACAGAUUCAUAACGAACGUUGGCUAAGGAUUGAACCAAUCUAUUAAUCUAGUUCACCUAUUAACCAAAAAAAAACAAAAAGACUGUGGGCUUGUGGGUUGGGACUUUGUAGGGGCAUAAAAACUGAGUUCAUUAAAACGUACUAUUCUAUACAUUGUAGUUUAUAUGAAAAAAGAUGCACAUUCAUUGCAAGCCUAAAUGUUUUGAACGUCUUUUCAUAUCCAUUCAAUUUGGACUCAUUUUGUUAUUUGAUAUCAAAAUGAAACAAAAAAGUCUACAACACCGGGGGUUCCCAAGUGGUCUCCCUCCCAAGUACUAACCCGGCCCGAAACUGCUUAACUUCGGAGAUCGGACGGGAUCCGGUGUUUUCAGUCUGGUAUGGUCGUAGACACAAGAAUAGUUCAAUACUGGAAUAUAAACAUAAGACUUAUUUUAACAGACAAUAUCGAUUUUUUGCUUUAAGCUCGAAUUGUAAAUUAUAGCGAGAAAAAUGUGCAUGGA
This is a messenger RNA of Tetranychus urticae (two-spotted spider mite), 1591 nucleotides long. RefSeq lists its product as uncharacterized. NCBI's taxonomy places the organism in Eukaryota, Metazoa, Arthropoda, Arachnida, Trombidiformes, Tetranychidae. The record is from RefSeq and is a predicted model, not a curated record.